AUGGAUAGAGAUGAUAUUAAUGAAGAUAAAAGUGAAGAUGAUGAAAAUGAUGAAACAGUUGCUUUCUUUACUUCCAAACUACAAGUUCCAAAAAUAAUCUAUACAACUGUUUUUGUAGAAUACCCAGAAACCUUACUGGAGGAAGUCAACAAUAUACAAUGUCACUGGUUGGAAGAAUCACAUGGAUGCUUUUUCAGAUGUGGUUCUUCAAAUAUUAAGGAGUGUCCUUUUUUUGGUAGAAUAUCAAUUAAAAAGAUAAAAGAAUGUGCCAGGGCAUUAAUUACUGAUCAAGAAUUUGUCAACCAAGAGCAUUGUAGCAUUGAUUUUGAUUCUGAAACUUUUAAAAAGUACACACAACAGCAAGACAUUAAUUCCAAAGAAGCCAAAACAUACAUUUUAUUUUUGGCAGUAAAUGAAUCUUCUUACCCUUUUAAAAAAGAGAAUAUAUCUUAUGAUGGAAGAGCUCGUAUUGGAAGAUGACUAAUUAUCAAACUCAAAUAGUUUACAUAUUUUAUUGAUAAAUUCAAACAGGGUGAUCAAUGGUAUCGAUUUAUUAAAAUUAAACCAGAAGAAAUAGAUAUUUCACUUCCCCAAAAUCUAUUUUCUGGUACUGCACCUG
Messenger RNA from Rhizophagus irregularis DAOM 181602=DAOM 197198, 619 nucleotides. The record is from RefSeq and is a predicted model, not a curated record. NCBI's taxonomy places the organism in Eukaryota, Fungi, Glomeromycota, Glomeromycetes, Glomerales, Glomeraceae.